Molecule: messenger RNA, 702 nt
Organism: Dioszegia hungarica
Lineage: Eukaryota; Fungi; Basidiomycota; Tremellomycetes; Tremellales; Bulleribasidiaceae
Exons: 2
Coding region: 1-702 (233 amino acids)
Source: RefSeq, a predicted model, not a curated record
AUGUUUGUCUCGGCUACCGCGAGCAAUGUUCCAAGCGCGAGCGGCACGGAUCUCGACAGUGACACCGACAUCGACAUCGAAGACUUGCGCGAGCGCGUGUACGCGGCAGCUGGAAAGCCAUGGGAUGGGACAAUUGAAGCGCUGCACGCCGACAUCAAGGCCACCAUCACCAUGUUGGAAAAGGAUACCGCAGACGGCGUGAUGACUUUGCAACCUGUAUGGGGCCGGGAGGGUGAGAGCCUCGUCAAAGCGGGUGAGAUCAUUGAGUACUCCAAGCUCAUCAAUGCUGCUACGGAGUUGCGUAGCAGCGAGAUCGUGUCGAGCUGCAAGACCAAUCUUCGUGAAGCCGAGGACCCCGACCCGCAAGCCUGGGCCGACCAGUACACCUCCGUCGGAUACUACCAGCAGCAGUUGAAGCUUGACGCUGCCAGGGCGAGCAAACCCAAUGAGCCCACUCUCGAGCAGAUGACGCAGUGGGACCAGGUGGCGAUGAUACUCGCGCUCCGCGCGAUGAAGCUCAUGCUUGACGAGAAGAAGCGAGGGCAAAGUUUCACCCAAGUGCUUCGGAAGCCCUCAAGGACGGAGACUGGCAACAGCAGUGGCUACUGGGGAGUGGCACUGAAGCGACCGGAGGCGGAUCCGACUUUGGGGACCUCGAAGCUGACUGAGGGUUCGUUAGUGCAGGACCCAGAGGAGAUGUAG